Paramecium pentaurelia is the source of this 1101-nucleotide messenger RNA. NCBI's taxonomy places the organism in Eukaryota, Ciliophora, Oligohymenophorea, Peniculida, Parameciidae. The record is from the annotation of a GenBank genome assembly.
AUGAGUAAAAAUCAUAAUUUUGAGUAAGUUUGCUAAGAUAUCUGCAUUUAUCAUAAAUCAGUAGAACACAUAUUAAAACCCAAUUAAAAGCCAAAUAGCAAAUUGAAUUUAAAAAAAGACAAACUUAUGAAGAAGUUUGCAUCACAAAUUAUUAGAAGUGAAUAAAGAAUUAAAUCUCCUUUUUAGAUUGAAAUGUAAAUGCUUAAACAUAUUUAGAUUUCAAUAAUAAUAAUAACUAAAUGAUAAGUGUGUUGAAAAAAUGUCUUCUGAACUAGUCUUGUCCUAACCCUAAAAGAACUUAUCUAUAGAUUUAAGCAAAAAGUAUUAUAAAUAUAUAUUAAAUCAGAUGGCAUUUAGAUUUAUCAGAUUUAACUGAUAAGGGAGUAAGAGAUCUAAGCAAUAGUUUAUCAAAACUUUAAAGUUUAGAAUAGUUAAAUUUAGCUUUGUGUGGGUAUUAAAUCAUGUUAUUAAUUAUUAGUUGGGGUUAUUGGAAUCAAAAUAUUACAGAUAAAUCACUAUAAUAUAUAACUAAUGCUUUAAUACUUCAAAAUCAAUUGCAUGAGUUUAAUCUAGAUUUAAAUAUGUGGGCUUAUGAAAAUAAUAGUAUAACUGAUGAAGGAGCUAAGAAUUUGAUGGAUGGAAUUAGUUUAUUGUCAAAUUUAGGAAAGUUGGAAUUAAAUUUAAAAGGAUGGGGAGAUGGAAAUUAAGAUAUCACUGAUAACACUAUUUUAGGACUAUCAAGAUGUCUAAAGAAACUAGGAAAUUUAUCAGAGGUUAAAUUAGUAUUGUAAAUUAUUUAUUUCUAAUUAGAUGGUAAAAUAUUGGAAAAUAAGCAAUCAAAUAAUUGAAUAAGACUCUAUCAAAAAUGGAGAAUUUAACAAAAAUAGAAGUUAAAUUUGAAAGGUAUGAAAAAAAUAUUAGUAUUCUAGUUGUGCCCAGUAAUAACCUGUUUAGAAUAAUAAUAUCGAUUAGAAACUCCAAUAAAUAAAAAUUAAUGCAGUUUAAAAAAGAAGACUUCUUUUUUAAGUUGAGGGUUUUAUGAUCAAUCUUGAAUCUAUAAUAAAUCAAAGGACACUCUGGGAUAUUAUUUUAAAAUUAUGA